AUGGCCGAGCACGACCCGCCGACGGACUUUCAGUUUACGAGCGACUCGCUUGACCCGUACGCCACGUACGAAGACUAUUUGGACUCGCAGAUCAGCGAGACGGACCUCUUCUACCUCGAAGACGAAGAGCUCGCGCGGCAGCUCAUCGAGCUCGGCGCGGAAAAAGACGGAGCGAGAGCGCAACGCCCAAAAGCCAACUUGCCCAAGCAGCUGGCCAGUGCCGGCAAAGACUUCUCCCAGCUGCCAUUCCUCUCGGCGCUCGCGAGCCGCGAAGAGAUGGUUCGCAACGGCAAGCUCACGUCGAUCAUCUUUAUCCGAGACCGCAAUCCGAAGGGCCAAGAGGUGAGCGGCUACAUCGACUAUGCGCUGCGUCUCAAGUCAGAGCCGUUCGAGCCAUACUUUGAGCGGAAGAAGCGGCUUUUGCCAAAGCCCUCUGACUUGAGCUACUACAACUGGGAGACGCAGACUUGCACGUCCAACUCGAGCCCCAAUUUCCAAGUCAUUGCAGAUAGCGAGACGGGUUUGCUCUUUAAGAACAAGCGCGACCGCAAGGUCAUCAACGUGGAUCCAAAAGCCAAUCCGGGCGACAAUUCGACUCGAACCGAGAUCAAGACCGCCGAGUACAUGCAAGUCGUCAUUUACGACCACAUGACGCGUCGCAAGAACUAA
Messenger RNA from Saprolegnia parasitica CBS 223.65, 669 nucleotides. RefSeq lists its product as hypothetical. The transcript is spliced from 4 exons. The coding region runs from base 1 to 669 and encodes 222 amino acids. The record is from RefSeq and is a predicted model, not a curated record. NCBI's taxonomy places the organism in Eukaryota, Oomycota, Saprolegniomycetes, Saprolegniales, Saprolegniaceae.